Molecule: messenger RNA, 1887 nt
Organism: Hordeum vulgare subsp. vulgare (domesticated barley)
Lineage: Eukaryota; Viridiplantae; Streptophyta; Magnoliopsida; Poales; Poaceae
Product: vesicle-associated protein 1-3-like
Exons: 7
Coding region: 401-1144 (247 amino acids)
Biological process (GO): endoplasmic reticulum membrane organization
Cellular component (GO): endoplasmic reticulum membrane; plasma membrane
Source: RefSeq, a predicted model, not a curated record
AGGCUAACGUGGACGCCGCAUCCUACCCAAUGCGAUGGCGAGAUCACAUCCCCCCGGCCGGCGCCGGCGGCUGUGCAUUCUGCGCUGCAGCCCAAUCCAAAGCCACCACCCAGGAGGGCAGGACCCAACACCCCAAGAGCGGCUAAAGUCGAGAGGCCAAAACCACCACUAUUCUUGAGGAUAUCUUAUUCCUCUCCGCUUCCUCCCCGCGGCUCCAGAUCAUCAUCAUCAUUGCGAUUUAUUCCCGCACUUUGCUUCCGGAGGCAGGAACCACCGCCGGCCCAACCACCUCUCGCGCCGUCCAGUUCACUGCGCUGGUUUGGUUCUUGAGAAGCAGGAGCAACGAUCGAAUCUUCUCGCUGUUGCUGGCCCUCGCGGACAGAGUUCUCCGAUCGGAGCCAUGAGCGGCACUCUGCUUCGGGUCUGCCCCUCCGAGCUCAAGAUCCCCUACGAGGUCAAGAGGCAGCGAUCGUGCUGCAUGCAGCUCAUCAACAAGACGGACAUGUACGUGGCGUUCAAGGUGAAGACGACGAACCCGAGGAAGUACUCGGUGCGCCACACCUGCGGCAUACUGCAGCCCCGGAGCUCCUGCAGCGUCACAGUUACGAUGCAGGCUCCCAGAGACAUGCAGAUGGAUCACCAUUGCAAGGACAAAUUCCUCGUGCAGAGCGCCGUGGCGCGGGACGGGGCGACCAUGAGAGAUCUCGUCCCUGAACUGUUCACUAGGGCGCCGGGUAGGUUGAUCGAGGAGUUCAAGCUGCGGGUGGUUUACAUCGCUGCCAAUCCCCCCUCGCCGGUGCCGGAGGAGGCAGAGGAGGAGGACGCGUCCCCUCGGUCGGAGGCGAUGAUGGGCUAUGAGGCCAAAGUAUCAUCAGCGUUUGAUGCUGCAUCUAGAUGCAUAGAUAAUUGUGGAGCCAAACCUUCAUGCACUACCAAGGGUGCCUCUGUAGUAUCGACGCUUCUUGGAGAACAAUUAUACACAAGAGAAGACAAUCAGAAAAAGUUUCAGCAAGAUAUGGUAAGACCCCAUUCAAAUGACGUGAUCGUUUAUGCAACUUUCUUAUCUAUGUUACUGCUUAGAUGGUGUUCAACUAUGGUACUUCAAAUACAUACUAAUCUUUUCUUUUUUAUGAGGGGCAAAUAGGUACUAAUCUUAGUCUAAAAUCCAACAACAUUUAUUUAAAUCACAUUAAUCCUCCUUAAAUCCAAAGUAGCAUGAAUGCAAAACCAAUGGGGUAUCAUGCUGGCUCCAAAAUGACAAAUUAUGAUAAUCACACUUAACGUUAGACUGGAUAUGAUUUGCUACUAAAAAUAUACAUUAACUCGGUAGUUAUGAUACAAAGUUAUGUGAUGCCUCGAUGCAAGUAAAAUAUGUAUCCUGAUAUAAACAGAAUUUUUUACUUUUGAUCUCUCAACUAUCAGCCAUAUUUUGUUUUGGCCCAUGAAACCUAAUACCAGAUAAAUUUGACAAUUAGCUUAUAAUACUCCCUCCGUCACGGUUUAGAAGACACGCUUGGAAAAUCUCUGGGACCAAGAUAGUCAUCGAUUGGUUGUGAGAUGUAGCAGGAGUAGAUGCUAAUGCGCCUAAUCAACAGAGAAAAUACCAGUACUAAUGCGUGAGCAGCAAAUUAGGAGGACGCAACAACUGAUCUCACUUGAAGUAGUAUGGCUAAUGUGUGGACAUGGUACGGCAACCAUGUCAAGCAAUUGGAAUCUUUUUAAUGAGUCUUGAAUAAAUAAAUAAUUGGAAAGAUGUAACCUAAAAACAAACUUUAGCAAGUUAUUCUAUUAAUAAAUUAACUAAAACAUCUACGAAUUUAACAAAAAAGGUAGAAAUCCAUUGAUGCUCAAAGAAACCGGUGAAUUCAUGAAAAACAUGUUUAUUUG